AUGAAGAAGUUUUUCACCUUCUGGAGAGGGAAUGGUGAGCCCCACAGCUUCUUGUCAUGCCAGACCAAAGGGCGGGCCAGUACUGGUGCCCCCGCAACGCCUGGCUACAACCUUCGAAAUAAGGAUUUGAAGAAACUUCAUAAAGCUGCAGUAGCCGGGGAUUUGGAAAAGAUGAAGUACUUGCUGCUCAGGAAACAUGAUGUGAACAUUAGGGACAGAGAAUACAGAACACCUUUGCACCUGGCCUGUGCUUAUGGAUAUUCAAAUAUUGUAUCUCUCUUAAUUGAGAAACAAUGCAAAAUAAACCUCAGGGAUCGUGAAAACAAAUCUCCAUUGACUAAGGCAGUGCAGUGUAACAAGGAGAAUUGUGCUACUAUUCUUUUAGACCAAGGUGCAGACCCAAAUCUGGUGGAUUUAGAUGGCAAUACUGCUCUUCAUUAUGCUGUCUGUGGUCAAAGUAUCUCAUUAGUCAAACAACUGCUUGAACACAAAGCUAAUCUUGAAGCACAAAAUAAGGAUGGGUGCACUCCACUUUUACUUGCCAUUACUAAAAACAAUGCAGAAAUGGUAGAAUUUCUUCUGAAGAGAGGGGCAGAUGCGAAUGCUUCAGAUAAAAAUCAAAGAACAGCCCUUAUGAUUGCUCUAAGUGAUGAACCAACAAGUUUAGUCAGUCUUCUUCUUCAGCGAAAAGUGGACCUAUCUUGCCAAGAUAUUUAUGGAUUCACGGCUGAGGAAUAUGCUUCUUUUAAUGGUUUUACUAUAUAUCAUCAUUUAAUUGCUUAUUAUGAAAAGGAGAAGAAAGUUAAAACAAUGUCUUUCGAAGGUACAACCUUGGAUGCUACAUUUGAUACAGAAGAACUGAAGGAAGGUUAG
This is a messenger RNA of Molossus molossus (Pallas's mastiff bat), 873 nucleotides long. RefSeq names its product ankyrin repeat domain 7 (gene ANKRD7). Gene Ontology annotation, molecular function: protein binding. Lineage: Eukaryota; Metazoa; Chordata; Mammalia; Chiroptera; Molossidae. The record is from RefSeq and is a predicted model, not a curated record.